ACUCAUUAGUUAAAACUGAAUUGAAUGUUGAUACCUUAAGUACUAAACAACAAGAACAAUUCAAUCAGUUACUCAAGGAGAAUCAAGAUAUGUUUGUAACCGAUAUUAGUCAAUUGGGACGAACAAAUAUCAUUCAACAUAAAAUUGAUACUGGAAUUGAGAAACCU
Molecule: messenger RNA, 167 nt
Organism: Diversispora eburnea
Lineage: Eukaryota; Fungi; Glomeromycota; Glomeromycetes; Diversisporales; Diversisporaceae
Source: the annotation of a GenBank genome assembly